This is a messenger RNA of Drosophila serrata, 3873 nucleotides long. RefSeq lists its product as uncharacterized. Lineage: Eukaryota; Metazoa; Arthropoda; Insecta; Diptera; Drosophilidae. The record is from RefSeq and is a predicted model, not a curated record.
UUGAUUAGGGAUUGUAUAAAAAGUACAUCGUCGAACUGUGUAUUCGAGCGGAAAAGAAGUACAAAACUAAUUCUUUUUUAAAAAGAGCAUUAGGAGAUUUUUACUUUCAGCUAUACUUUAGCUUUUCACUAUAUUUUGGCGUUCCACUUUCAACUUUAUUUUUUCUGUGAUGUGAUAAGCCGCGUGCAAAACUAUCGAUAGUGCAGGGCUGCCAUCGAUGGCGGUGCGAUAGCGCCAAACAAUCGAUAGUGUCGAUAGUGCCAUCGAUAGCUCUCCACCUCUAGUUUAACAUUUAAUGCUUGGUUUUUGGUUAAUAUUUGAUUGCAUUGGCAUGCAUUCUAGCGGUCGUGCCUCCCUUGGACACCUCCCAGACGUCUUAAUAAGACAGCUUUGUGUACAAGGAACUCGGAUGAUUCGACACAUGUGGAUCGAAUUCCAGUAUGUAUAUGAAAGUUUCUGGAGCAUAUAUGUAGAUCUUUAAGAUCGUACUUUUUUGAAAAGGCAGAACAAUUGAAGCGUUUUUAUAUGCACUAGCUCGUUAUACAAAAAAUGACUACGCUUUUCUGAAAUCCCAGCCAACAUGUUCAGCCAACUUAUCAGCUCCCAAAUGCAUGAUCUUCAGGCAACUCUUGACCAACAAAAGAAAACCAACAGUCUACCUCAUAUAAGUCAAAAGGCAGCAGUGGAUGUCAAGCAGCACCGCCGUUCGACCAGUAACCUCAGCGACACAGGUAGCAAAUUUUUCUGCCAGCUUAGUUCCAAGUAUUCCAGCCAGUUAAUCGAUAAAUUCAUCCGGAGCGAGCUCCUUAACAGCUCCUACGAUUCCCUAAUAUGUCAGAAAGGGAACAGUAGUCAACUUUACUCAAAUCUUCAAGAAUCAGCCCGCGGAGGCUUUGACUGUCUCCACGGGAGUUAUCGCACCCAUGGCGAUGGCGAAAUCUACGAGGUGGUACAGGGCAAACAACCGGGCAGGAAAACUAGUUGCGAAGGACAAACACUUAGCAAGGCAAUUCGGCACCAGAACCUAAAGAAACUCAGUCCGCUGGAUUCGUUAAGCACUCACACCUCUGAUGACUAUCCAGCCAGAAAGCAAAGCAUGAACCCAGGCACGGACAACAAAUCUCAGUCGCUGAUGUGUAUGCAAAGCAGUGAGAGCGGAAGUGAAAAUAAAGUUCAGCAUAGUUCUUCUGGCUCGAGUUCCUCAUGCACUGUUAGCGGUGGCGGAGUGACAUUGAAGACGAUGCCUACAUCAGAGACAUUUCAGCGACGUCGACUACUUCAGAUGAUCUCCGCUUACGACUUGCAGAACAAGCGACUGCAGCGUGAGCUAGCUAAGGAGAAGAGACGCCGCACCGAGGAGCUGGCUUGCGUAGUUAAGUCGCUGAUAUUAUUUGAAGCUAAACUUAAGAACGACUUGAAGUCGGUCAACCAGAGGAUGCUGGACAGGGACGCCGAGAUUUGCCGUCUGACCCGACUAACCCGCACCUUGCGAAAGCGGCUUAAGGACCAACAGCGUGUUGAGGGCGUGAUUGACGAACAGUGGGUGGAUCACGGCAAGUGCCUAGUACUAAAGGAACUCCAAUGCAAUAAUUGUCGCAAGCAAUUCUAUGAUAUUGAUAUGAGCACGAAAAGAGAGGAAUUUUCCGUAUGCACCAAGGCUGAGCUGGACUCUUCUAGCGACGAUACACAUUCAUCGUCUUUCUGCGGCGUCAGACGCAGCGUGCGAUACACCAGCAAGCGCACGGCGGGCACUUUUCGGGACUAUAUGCGUUCACGGUCAAUGCAUAUUAAAAACCCAGCUUUGGAGCAACAUUCGGAGGAAAACACAAGUAGUGUUAGUCAUGAGGACUCGCAGACGAGCUACGAGCAGCUACAAAACUACGUGCGGGAUUUGGAGAGAAUUAACGAUGUUAAGCUGCCGCUAGAGAUUGACGAACAUAGCAAGCAAGGCAACAAGGAGCUAGAUCAAGGCAAACCACCAUGCAGUUCUCUGGUGACCUUUCAUCUGGAGGAGGAGGAUGAUUUAUUAUCUCCCACGCAGGGAGGGGACGACACCGACGACGAUCAAAAGAAAAAUACGAUCUCGCAAGGCAGCAUUAAAAUUUUUCAACGACGCUUUGCUGACUUUUCAGAAGCGUCCCCAAAACAGAUCUACGAGACGACUACCGAUGACUGGUACGCCAGCGCUUCGGACCAAGAGGAGUCGUCGACAUUAGCAGCUAAGCCCUACGGUCGUGGCGCAGUAAAUCCGGUAUUGGAAUGCGUUAACCAAAUCCUACUUCAGCAGUCCAUGGAAGAAACGAUGGUUGAUCUUGUGCCCAAGUCAGCCUUAGCAAGCAGAUACAUAUCGAACGCCAAUUUGCCACGAAGAAGCUCCUUGGGGAGACGGCCCGUUUCAAAUGGACGUAAGCGAGUGCACUUUUCCACUAAAAACAGCAUGGUACAUGUUCCACUCCUCAACGACCAAGAGGCGCAAGUGCGUCGCCAGAUUCAUAUCUCAAGCUACCGUUCUAUGACCACCGAUGGAAAGAACGAUGCCCUUAACUAUGGAAGUAUUUACAGCAACGAGUAUGAGCCUAUUGGCUCGGAGCGCGCAUCUAAUUUCUAUGUGGAUAUGGCAGCCACAUUCACCACAAAUAGCAGAGAAAAGACAGCCGGUUCGGGCAUUUCAAAAACAUGUCUGAAGUUGCCGCCAGCUCUGCCGCCGAAACCAGCAAACCUAUUAAAAUUUCAAAAGUCGCCCCAGCUUUUUGGAAAAGGGCAGCAGAAGAACGAAAGCGAUUCCGGAGCUUCUAUCACAGCCUCCGAACCAGAUUACUGCUCCAUAUCCGAAGUGGGCAUAACCAGGAAUUGUGUCCAAAUCGUUGUUGAUGUGCACAAGGCGCAGGAAUCUAACUCACCUCCGGCAGUGGAGCAGGAGACAUAUGUCAAGGGACAGGCAACGCAAACGAAAAUAAAAACCAAUGGAAACCAUUCAGAUGAUAACCCUUCGGACAAGAUUGAUGAAAUUGAGGAGAUUUUGGCCGACAUACCAAAGUUACCCAAUGUGGCUGCUAUCAUUGCGCCCAAGCAGUCCGACUCGGAUACUCAGAUAAAACCCAAAGCCGCGUUACAGAUUCAGAGGCCGUUGCAAAUGACACAGCAUUCGCAAUCUCUUUCCCGGUCAACCAUGCAAUACAAACGAAAACAUGUGCCUUAUAUCUUAGCCGAGAUCAAAAAGCGCAUCAGCUUGCCUAACUCCCCAUCCACAAGCAAGAGCCUUUCCAACACCCCAGCAUCGAAGUCUGUGCCAAGGGCAAUGCCAGGUCCAUCCAGCGAGAUGUCUAUACAGGCGGAAUUUGAUUGGUAUAAUUUGGAUGCGGAGUACGAUCGCAGCCAUCCAGAAGUAAAAGAUCCCGAAAUGCCUGUCAAGGCUGAUGAAUACAACCUAGACGAGGCGUUCCAACAAGAAGAGUACUCGCAACUGGAUCAAAGAAUGGAGGAUAUUGCCAGUGCUCUUGGCAAGUCGCAUUUGGAACCCGCCAGGUCAAAGCAGAUGGUUUUGAACCUGGCCGACUUCGAAAAGUUUAUUGAUGGCUCAGGAUUAAGCACGAAACCCUUGUCGUAUAAACGGAAGACUUACCUUAAUGCACCAAUUGUUUGAUGGCAAUCCCUCAAGUAUAGAGUGAAUUUAAAUAUUAAGUUAACUUAUUGUCUUUUUUAUUUCUUAAGUCGUGCAAAAGUAUUCAACGACUUAAUAAAUAUUCAAUGUUAUUUUAUUUCGCUAGAAAAUGAUUUUAGAUCUAUGUGCCUUUGAAAGGCAGAAAAGUGUGUAAACAUUAUUAUUUUUCCUGCAAAAUUAUUGUAUGUUUGACUGUAAAGUAGUAAGUUGAU